AUGGCCGCGGUGCCGAGCGGCGCGAUUGCCGUGUCAGCCAGAUCCGUUGCGGCAAUGGACGCAAUGGUCUCGCGCGUGAUUGCGCACAUUGCAAGCGUGAGUGAGGAGCGCGACGCACUGCUCGAGCACAUUGGCCAGCAGGACGCGCUCGUCGAGGCGCUCAACGCCGAGCUUGUGGAGAGCGACCGGAUUGCCGAGGAGCUGCGCGCCAAGCACGGGGCGUCUGCUGUGGAGCUCGACCGCCAGGCUGGCGUCGUUCGGGAGCUGCAGCAGUCGCUGCAGCAGCAACGCGACGCUGCUGCGCAAACGCGCGGCGAGCUUGAAACCGCUCAACGAGAGCACUCUGCUGCAGUCGCGGCACUCGCUGCCACGGCCGCUCAGGAUAGCAGACACCACUCGGACCAGCUUGACGCGAUUCAGCUUGAGCAUGCCACGCAGGCAGCGUCGGCGCGACGGCAACGGGACGAGUUGCUCGCUGCAGUGAAUCGGCUCGAGCUCGAGUUGGCCAAUCUCCGCGCUGCUCAGACACAGCAGACCGCACGGUAUGAGGCCGAAGUCGAGGCGUUGCGUCAGGAGGCUCGCACUUUGACGGCCGAAGGUAUUACUCGUUCCGAACAAGAGCUGUCACGCAAAGCCGAGUUCCAGGCGACGCUGGCAACGCUCAACCAGACCCAUGCCGCAGCCAUGAGCCAACUCCAAGAUCGACUGGUCGCUACGCAAGCAGAGUUGUCACAGUUGACCAGCGAGCAUGCUCUCGCCGUCGAGGCCCAUCAGGGCGCAAUGGCAGCGUCCAGACUCGAGGCUGACGAACUGAGGCGCGCCAAGGCCGCGCUUGAAGUCGAGCUGCGAGACGGCAAGCGCGCCUACCUCAAGGAGGCCCAGCAGUUGACCCUCGAGGCCUUGGUUCAGCGCGAAAAGGCCGAGCUGUUGGCAAACCAGCUGGCCUCGGCGACACGCGUGUUCGAGGCGCGGCUGCUCGACACCCAACGACUUGAAGCUGCUGCGCUCAAAAUGUCGCAGGCCCAGGCCAAAACGCGAACUCAACGGAAUUCACUCUUGCAACUGCUACGCCAGGCACGAGCGGACGCCCAUUCAGGCCGGAUGCAGAAGGAGAUUCUCGAGGCGAGCCUCGCGUUCGAACGGAGCCGUCUUGCAACUUCUAGGGCCGAACUAGUGAGCGCAAAAGUGGCCGAUGCCAACCAUCACAGCGAACUGGUUGCUGUUCGUCACCAGGUAGAGCUCGAUCGCCAAGCACUCGAGAUGGAGAAGGCACAUGCUGCCGAAUUGCAACAAGCCAACCACUCGAUGAGUCAGCAGAUUGAUCAACUGCAUCAAGAGCAGCGCAGGGUUGAACGUCAACAUCAAGAGCAGCGCCAACAGCAAGAACAGCAGCGCCAACAGCAAGAACAGCAGCGCCAACAGCAAGAACAGCAGCGUCAACAGCAAGAACACCAACGUCAACAGCAAGAGCACCUGCGCCUCCGACAAGAGCAGGAGCGCCUCCAACAGGAGCAACGCCAACAGCAGGAGCAGCGCCAAAAACUACAGCAGCAAGAGCAGGAGCAGCGCCAGAAGCUGCUGCAGCAAGAGCAAGAGCAGCGCCAAAAACUGCAACAGCAAGAGCAGCAACGCCUGCAGCACGAGCAGCGCCAACGACAAGAAUUGCAAGAGCAACUACAUUUGCUGGAAGAGGAGCGUCAACAUUUGCUGCAAGAGCAGCAGCAGCAACACCACCAACUGCUGCAGCAACUUCAGCACAGUCAUCAGCUGGAAUUGCACCAACAACGGCAGGAACAGCUGCAACUACAACACGAGCAACUAUUGCAACACACAGCCGAGAAGAAGCUCCACCAAGCUACCGUUGUCGAAGUGCUCAGUCAGCUUCAUCAGCAGCAAAAGCGGCAAGAGCAGCAGAUCCAAGCUUUGCAGCAAAAACAAGAAGAAAUGCAUUCCCAGUCUCGGCAAGAAGUGCAAUCUCAGUCCUUCUCGGCUCGAGCGUCACCUGCACACCGUGCUCAGCAACCAGAACUUGGCCAACAAGACGGGCGCAGUGUUAUUGAGGGCGAUGUGGUACAUUCGCAAGAAUACGUGCCACGUCGUCAGGAGCAGCAGGAGCAGCAGCAGCGACAAGCAGAAACCGCUUCGCCACAUCGUCAUCGUCCCACGGAGCACUUUGGGCCGGCGCAGCAAGGGAGUGUGCCAUCCGGCAGCGUGACAGCCGCAUCUUUGACGUCGGAUGCCAUUCCUGCACAAACCCUGCACCCCUCUCAUGAGCAGCUUGAAGCUGUUGAGGAUCCAUCGCAGCGAGAGCUGGAUGAACAAUUGGCGGCGUUUUUGAGGGAGAACAUUUCCAUUCCCAAAGACGAGGCGCAGCAGCUGCAAAACUACCUGACAGCUCUCGAGCAACAGGCCCAUGAUCAAGCCAACCGCGCACAGCGGUAUCGACUCGCGGCCAUGGCAUCCGCAGCUGAGGGCGAGCAACUUCGGCUGCAGGUUGCGCAGCUGCAAGAAGCGGCCGUGUUGCAGCAACAAGAAAUCGCCGACUCUCUUCAGCACACUGCAGAAUUGAUGCUCGAUCGCGACAUGCUUGCGUUGCAGCUCACCGAGCUUGAUCAAACUGCCCAGAAUCACGCUUCCUUGUCAGACCUGCAGCAGCAGCAACAGCUUUUGAUUCAGCAACAGCAGCAAUUGCAUCAACAAUUGCUGCAACAAGCGCAGCAACAACAAGCGCAGCAGCAACAAGCGCAGCAACAAGCGCAGCAACAACAAGCGCAGCAACAAGCGCAGCGCAGCAACAAGCGCAGCAACGACAAGCGCAGCAGCAAAUUCCACAGCCUUUGCUACAACGCUCUUCCUCCAGUUGCUACACUUUCGCAAUCUCGCAUCGACCACCAGCACGGCUUGCCCCAGAGCUCUUCGAGUAGUAUCUACACUGCAUCUGUCCGCGAUACUGCACCACAACAAGCCACACCGCUGAUGCCAUCGGUUGAUGUUGAACCCACAGUCGCCAACGCGCCGCAGCAGGUACUGGAGCCCAUCAAUCAAAGCACGAUGGCACCAGUCCUUCACUAUCUUCAUCCAGCCUCGACGGUAGUUUCUGAAACAGCAAACCAGGCGCAAGCAGCAGCAGUUUCUUCUGCACAAGCCCCACUCCCUCCUACGGCGCGAACGUCUCAACGCGCCGCCAUUCAGCCGCUCUUGGAGCAGUUUUGGGCUCUGGCGGAGCAACACGCACAAGUGACAGCUCGUGCCGAGCUGUUGGCUAGCUUGCGACCUCCGAGUCCACAAAGCCUGCAGAGCGAGCUGCUUGACGACGACGAGAUGAUUCAUGACGAGAGCUUCCACACUGUUGGCCAGCACGAUGCCUCGUCCCUGCCCGCCACUGAGUAUCACGAGUUUGGCCAGGAGCACAUUGACACAAAUGAGUUGCUUGCGGCCCUGGAUGGGGUGGCACAGGCGCACAACUCUUCGUAUGGCGGAAAUUUCGCCACCACUGGCUGGGAAGACAUCAAAGCCACCCUGGGUCAUCAGUCAUGGCAUGCUGGUCACGCAGCUGAGCAAUCGACCGAUUAUUACUACUACAACUAG
This is a messenger RNA of Capsaspora owczarzaki ATCC 30864, 3588 nucleotides long. RefSeq lists its product as hypothetical. Lineage: Eukaryota; Filasterea; Ministeriida; Capsasporidae. The transcript is spliced from 2 exons. The record is from RefSeq and is a predicted model, not a curated record. Bases 1 to 3588 code for a protein of 1195 amino acids.